Molecule: messenger RNA, 2103 nt
Organism: Frieseomelitta varia
Lineage: Eukaryota; Metazoa; Arthropoda; Insecta; Hymenoptera; Apidae
Gene: Awh
Product: LIM/homeobox protein Awh-like
Exons: 6
Coding region: 287-1222 (311 amino acids)
Biological process (GO): regulation of transcription by RNA polymerase II; neuron differentiation
Cellular component (GO): nucleus
Molecular function (GO): RNA polymerase II transcription regulatory region sequence-specific DNA binding; DNA-binding transcription factor activity, RNA polymerase II-specific
Source: RefSeq, a predicted model, not a curated record
CUAUAUUUUAGCGAUACGAUAGCACGCAGCAAGUCGCCGCGGAGCCGCCGUAGCUCAGCCGGGACUUGCGUUGUUACACGUCGGGCGCAUCGAGUCACGGGCCAUGCUGCGCUCCUCGGGCGUAGCUAUCGCUUGCUUGCGCGUCGCGUGAACGCGUUUCAACUAUCGUGACGUGCUGCGCGAUGCAUCUGAGAUCGCGGAACACGCUCCAGUGAUCGAUCAUCCGAGCUGAGAUCGAAGGUGUUCAAGAUCAAAAAAGUGCCCGGAUCUGUUUCAAGAGACAGCUAUGAAGACAGAAGUGGAAGAUAUGGCGAGCAACGGCGUGUGCGAGGGCACUGGUCCGAAUCUCGCGGCAGGCGAAAACACCAGCGGUCUGAUAGGGCCGGAAAUGUCGCCAAGCGUGAUGGAGUGCGGCGGCUGUGGAGAACGCGUCCGCGAGCGCACUGUCCUCUGCGUCGGCGGUCGAACUUGGCACUCGCGGUGCUUGAGGUGUUGUGCUUGUGCCAGGCCUCUACACGACCAGCAUUCCUGCUUCCUCAAAGGCAUGAGACUUUACUGCAGGCACGACUACGCUCUGACUUUCGGAGCGAAAUGUGCCAAGUGUGGCCGAAGCGUGGGUGCUGGUGAUUGGGUAAGAAGAGCCAGAGAGAGGGUGUAUCACCUGGCCUGUUUCGCCUGUGACGCCUGUUCUCGUCAACUUUCCACUGGCGAACAAUUCGCUCUCUUAGACGCCAGACUGCUCUGCAAAGCUCACUACUUGGACGUCGUCGAAGGCAACAACACUUCUUCCGAUGAAGGCGGUGACUCGGAGAGCGGGCACAAGAGCGGUAACAAGGCGAAGAGAGUGCGAACCACGUUCACGGAGGAACAGCUCUCCGUUCUCCAAGCGAAUUUCCAACUGGACAGCAAUCCCGAUGGCCAAGACCUCGAGAGGAUAGCGCAUGUAACCGGACUCAGCAAAAGAGUUACGCAGGUUUGGUUCCAGAAUUCUAGGGCAAGGCAGAAGAAGCAUCUGCACACGGGCAAAAUGAAAGGGCAACAUGUUCAUCAAUCACCACCGAAUUCUACCGCGUCCACGGGCGAUUUCAGUCGACACAUCAAUUUACAUCUGACGUAUUCGUUUCAACAGCAACAUCAUCAUGGCCAACAACCGCCGCAACUAAGUCCGGCUACGUGCAAGAGUCCAACGCCAUCCCUUUAUCAUAAUCAUGUUUUGCUUUGAAAAGGUCUACUCUCUAUCGCAACACCGUCCACUCUGUCUUCAGGCUCGGAACAAUCGAUGGACGAACUCUCGCAAGACUCGAUGAUGUUGUCGAUGCCGAACGAGGUUUAAUCGCCGCUGGAUUUAGCCGUACAUUGUAAAUAAUUCUUUAUUUAAUCUUAAGAUCUUUCCUUUCUCUUUCUUUCUACGCGUCGUUCCUUUCCGACAGUUUACUCGCGUUGCUGAAACGUAUUAUUAUUAUUAUAUAUAGGUAUAUAUGUGUACCGAAUGUUUUCUAUGAUUUAAUACAAAAUCCGCCCACGAAAUCGUUGUUAACCUAAUAAGAUUACCGGCAGAAAAAGAAAAAAAGAAAAAAAAAAAGAAAAAAAUAUCGUAGAGACGACAACUUUUUAAGACUGGAUGGCAGCACAGCUCUCUCGCACUGGAUGUUAAGCUUAUUAAAAAUAAGUGGCUACACUCGAUGUUCCAUGUUGCGCAUCUGACGUGGAAACAAGUUGCGAAUAUUUCCGUAGAGUGAUAGGUGAACGAAUAUCCUUCACGGUCCUAAAAGAAGCGAUAAAUGUAAUUUUUCCUUCUUUUUUUGGAGAGAACAGAAUGUGAGAAGUAGUUGUCCUCGGUUAGAUUGUUCCGUGGAAUCACCUGAUGUAAUCAGGCUAGGCGUUUUAACACGAAACGUAUAAGAUCGAAUAUAGAUAUGAUUAGUAUAAAGGAGAAAUUCGAGUCGUCCGGUGUCCCCGGGACCUUGUGGAGACACGAGUUGUCUGAUACCUCGGGGAACAUCAGAAAGCAAUGUUCCGAAUGAAAGUAUCUUUUACAGUGUUUAGGUAAUUAAUUGUGUAAUUGUAAGAGGAUUAUUAUUUAAUAUACAUGUACUGUGAUGU